Messenger RNA from Haliotis rufescens (red abalone), 2948 nucleotides. RefSeq lists its product as uncharacterized. Lineage: Eukaryota; Metazoa; Mollusca; Gastropoda; Lepetellida; Haliotidae. The coding region runs from base 60 to 2933 and encodes 957 amino acids. The transcript is spliced from 23 exons. The record is from RefSeq and is a predicted model, not a curated record.
CUAUGAGCUUGCAACACAUGACCUAUUCUGUUCAGUCUGGUAUUCACUGACCUAGGACCAUGUUUGGGUUCGUAGUGUUCAUCAUCGCGUUGACGUUUCUGACAUCAUCGUUGGGGAAGACGGUGGAAUUGUAUGUGUCCCCAAACGGCUCCGACUCCAAUACUGGGCUUGAUGUACACUAUCCAGUCAAGACUCUCCACAGAGUGCUUCAACUGUUGGAAACACCCAACAUAAAAGGAAACACCAUUAACGUGGAGCUGAUGACGGGGUACUAUGACCUCCCGGCAACUCUUCACUUUACACACGCCUACCAGUCUCCAGUCACCUUCAGGGCUUACCAAGGACAGGAGGUGCACGUGACAGGAGGACGUCGUCUACCCGUCAAUCAUUUUAAGGGCGUCACAGACACAGCACUUUUACGUUUAUGGGGCAAAGAAGCUCAGAGACAUAUCAAGCAGAUUAACCUGCCCUCUGUGGGAAUCUCGGACUACGGCAAUUUGUCCUCAUAUGGUUGGUACGUCUACAGACAGGCCCCCUUGGAGCUGUUUAUCAAUGGUCAACCCCUCACCCUGGCCAAGUGGCCGAAUCACGAUUUUAUAGAUAUCACGGCUGUGCAAAGUCAGUAUGGAUACCAGUUCUCGUACAAUACGAAUCGUGAUUCGAGGUGGGCAAAUGAAAAAGAACCAUGGGCAUAUGGAUUCUGGUACUGGAGCUGGGCUGACCUUUCGUUGAAGAUACGUAAAAUAGAUACUGUGAACCACACCAUCACUCUGGCUGCUAAAGACCGCCAUGGCAUGCGAGCAGGUGUCUACAACCACGGCAACUUGACGGGAAUUACCGAUCAAGGCGGUUACUUCAGAGUGAUGAACAUGCUCUCGGAACUUGAUGAACCCGGGGAGUACUACAUAGACAGAAGUACGGGGAUAUUGUACGUGUGGCCCAAUACACCGACUGGUGCACUGACGUCAUCAGAUGUUGUGUAUGCGUCAAUGGUAGAUGACUGCAUCAAAUUAGACCCCGGCGUGUCCAACCUUAGAUUUGAGGACUUUACCCUGGAAGCAUGUCGAAAGUUCGGCAUCAACGCCCAAAACGUGUCCAAUCUAGAACUGCGGCAACUUGAGCUGAAGAAUACAGGUUCCUAUGUAUUCCACUGUGGAGGAGACUGUCGGUCCGUCACCGUGUCGAGGUGUGAAAUACACGAUGGAGAUGGAGGCAUAGAUCUAUUUGGUGGCGACCGCGUCAACCUCAUCGCCUCCGGUAACGUGGUUGAAGACAAUCAUAUUUGGAGGUACAGUCGAGAGGGGGCAGUUGGACAGAACGCAAUACACAGUGUUGGUGUCAACAACCUCAUACGGUACAACCACAUCCACGACGGACAGUAUGCUGCCAUCAAGUUCGAUGGUAACGACCACGUGAUGGAGUAUAAUCACGUCCACCAUAACUGCGUUAAUGCGAGUGACUGUGGUGCUUUACAUGCAACAAGGAGUUGGUCUUUUCGAGGCAACAAGGUCCGCUACAACCAUAUCCACGAUACAAUCAGGCUGAUGCCAGGAUCAGGUGUUAGAGGCGUCAUGCUUGACGACCAGUACUCCAGCGUCACCAUUGAACACAACGUCUUCUACCGCAAUGACAUUCAUGCAAACAUUGGUGGCGGCCGUGACAACAUCAUCCGCUACAACGUCAUGUACGACAGUGUCUCGGAGAGUAUACAAGUAGACGCCAGAGGGUCAUCGCCACAUUUUGACGUCCAUAGAAUACUUGACCGAGAUCUCGCUUCUGUUCCAUACCAAAAUGAUCUGUGGAGAUCAAAAUACCCUGAAAUGAGUACGUUGCAGACUGGAACGCGGCUCUACCCUGAAGGUAACCAGAUCUACAAGAACAUCUUCUGGAACAAAGGAAAUCAAAAGGGGAUCCUUUACUUUCAGCCAAAUUUUGCCUACAAGAGGUAUUUCGAUGUCAGUGAUAACCAUAUGGAACUUCAAAAGUCGAAUUUUUACGCCCCAGAUGAUAGCGAUUUCCGACUUCGUUGUGGUGCCAAACAAUGGGCGAAUGGUGUAAACUUUGAAGAACCAAUAUCUCUGAAAGAUGUUGGCCCUCGUCAAAGUACAGGUCCAACGUAUAUGAAGACAGCGUUGCCGAUAUUCCAACCACUUCCGACUCCACAGCCAUGUGAUCAGUCUACUGUUGCCCCGGAAACAAAGAUUCCUGCAACUCCAUAUAUAUCUGACGGAUCUGGACCGAAUGCUUUAUACCCAAACAUUACAGAUGGGUGCUGGUUCAUCACUGGCCAGUGUCCGAGACAUCCUCGAUCCCACAUGUUCAGGGAUACAGGGGAACAGAAGAACGCCUCCAUGUGGACGAGGGAGGCAAGGUGUCUCAGUCGGGCUGUUGACGAGUGGAAAUAUUGUGGCUCCAGUAGCUCUCAUCACGUCACGGCUGUGUUCGGGCCAACAGGUGCUAUGACCAUUGCCGGGAGUGGUUGCUACAAUGCCUUUGAACAAUGUCCUAAACAUUACGCCCCUCCGGGUCUUCAUCACGAUGUUUAUGCAGAACAAGCACAGAAUGCAAGUACUGACGUCGAGGGAUGUUUAUCCCGAGCAAGGGCUCAGUGGGCGUACUGCGGAUCCUACCGCCAGUAUCCCGUCACGAGCAUAUUCCUGCCAACAGGUACUGUCCGAACUGCAGGUGGUGGAUGUUGGAUCAAGAUAUCUUCCUGCCCAGCUGACAAACAGCUGAAACCAUUUUUCUAUGACGCAUGGGGGGCCACCAACAUAGGCUCAGAUGAUCUUGAUGAUAAUUGUUUUGAGAGGGCGACCUACUUCUGGCAACACUGUGGCUCUCACCGGAACCUUCCUGUCACUGCCUACUUCCGGCCGCAAGCUACUGAAAGAACUGUACCAGCGAGCAUUGAAAGGUCAACAGACAUUAAAUAAACAGAAAACUAUGUU